Messenger RNA from Micropterus dolomieu (smallmouth bass), 2556 nucleotides. RefSeq names its product phospholipase B domain containing 2 (gene plbd2). Gene Ontology annotation, biological process: phospholipid catabolic process. The transcript has 12 exons. The coding region runs from base 40 to 1719 and encodes 559 amino acids. Lineage: Eukaryota; Metazoa; Chordata; Actinopteri; Centrarchiformes; Centrarchidae. Gene Ontology annotation, cellular component: extracellular region. The record is from RefSeq and is a predicted model, not a curated record. Gene Ontology annotation, molecular function: glycerophospholipase activity.
CUGGUCACCCUCUUCAUCACAUGACUUGUUCAUGUAAACAUGGCGGCCAGGCUGAAGAAGACGUUUGUUGGAAGUGUUUCAACGGUUUUAGCAGUUUUGUGUUUUCUGUGCGCGCCUGGUCGAGCUGAAAUACGAACCGCCGUCAUUGACAAACAAACCGGGCAGCUGUCUGUUGUUGAGGAAUAUCGAGAAGAUUUUGUGGCCUGGGCGAACUUUACUGAUGACAUUAAAAAAUCAGGUUGGUCUUUCUUGGAGGUCACCACCAGCACCCAGUACAAUGACAGUAUCCAGGCUUAUGCUGCCGGUGCAGUGGAGGCUGCGCUCACAUCUCAGCUCAUCUAUAAGCACUGGAUGAACACUCUUAUGGAUUACUGUGGGCCCUUAACGUCUGAAACCGAUUACUGCGAGCGCCUUAAGGGUUUCAUCACAACCAAUCUGCAGUGGGUUCAGGACCAAAUAGAGAAGCAGCCAAGUUCACCCUACUGGUACCAGGUGCGUCUGGCACUGCUGCAGCUGAAAGGUCUGGAGGACAGUUACAAUGAUCAGCUGUCACUUCCAAUAGGGUCCUUCUCCCUCAACCCAUUUGGCUUCUUACUUUUCCAAUUGGGCGGAGAUCUGGAGGACUUGGAAUCGGCUCUGAACAAAUCCAGCAAAACUCAACCUCUUGGAUCUGGCUCCUGUUCUGCUCUCAUAAAGCUGCUGCCUAACAAUAAGGAGCUGUUAGUGUCACAUGACACCUGGAACACCUACCAGGCCAUGCUGCGCAUCAUGAAGAAAUACAUAUUUGCCUUUAAAGUUUCUCCUUCAGGCACAGACAUUCUUCCCGGUGGAACUCAAGCAUUCUCAUCUUAUCCUGGAUCAAUCUUCUCUGGAGAUGACUUUUAUAUUUUAAGUAGUGGCUUGGUCACUUUGGAGACCACCAUUGGCAACAGUAAUGCUGCUCUCUGGAAGUUUGUUCAGCCCACAGGAACUGUCAUGGAAUGGCUGAGGAACAUUGUGGCUAAUCGACUGGCUUCUACUGGCAACGAGUGGGCCAAAAUAUUCAGCAAGUAUAACAGUGGAACGUAUAACAACCAGUGGAUGAUUGUGGACUAUAACCACUUCACUCCAGGGAAGUCUGACACUAAAGAGGAACUCUUCGUUGUGCUAGAGCAGAUUCCGGGACUAGUUAUUUACACUGAUAAAACUCAGGAACUACUGGAGAAAGGGUACUGGGCAAGUUACAACAUACCCUACUAUGUGGACAUAUUCAAUGCCAGUGGCUGCAAUGAGCUGGUUGAGAAGUUUGGCCCGUGGUUCUCUCUGGACCAGAAUCCUCGGGCUCAGAUAUUCAGGAGAAACCAGACAGCUGUCACAGAUAUGGACUCAAUGGUCCGCCUCAUGAGGUAUAAUAACUUUAAGGAAGACCCACUGUCAAAGUGUGAAGGUUGUAAUCCACCUGCGAAUGGAGAGAAUGCUAUAUCAGCCCGUUCUGACCUGAACCCAGCUAAUGGAACAUAUCCGUUUGGUGCCUUAAGGCAGAGACCACAUGGAGGAACAGACAUGAAGAUGACCUCCUACGGGAUGUUUCGGGAUUAUGGUAUGCUGGCAGUGAGCGGGCCAACGUGGGACCAGGUCCCACCCUUCCAGUGGAGCACUUCCCCAUACAAAGACCUGAUGCACAUGGGUCACCCUGAUACUUGGACAUUCAAACCUAUAAAAGUCACCUGGAGUCCUUAACUAUCAUACUGUAUUUAAAAAUGGCAUGAUAAAUGUAAAUACUGCUACCUGUGCUGUUUGAAGUUUUGACAAAGGGAAAUGGUACUUAAAUUCUGUGUUAUAAUAAUAGUUAUGUUACUGAUUCUCAAAGUGGCAAUAACAUUCUGGAAGAAUUGCAGUAUUACAAUUAAGAGCUUUGAGAGCUUUGAAUGUGAAGCAAUAUGACCAAGAGCAAUAAUGUCACAACCUUCCUAUUGUAAAGUAGGAGCUUCUACAUUGGAUAUUUGAUUUUUUUGUUGCUAAAUGUGUGAAAAUGUAAAUGCCACUUUCAAUUCUGAUAGUUUAUUCAGUUACUGGAGUCGUUUGUUUCCACUGGACUACACCUUUCUUUAGAGACAUCAAAUACAAUUACUGAUACACAAAUUCUCUGUCAGAGAAAGCAAAUGUUUUAAUCAUGAGUUAAAUUCUGAAAUCUCCAUUGUUUUAUUUUUUAAAUAUUUUCUGAAUGAAGCAUGUCCUCUUAAAAAAUAUAUAUAAUUUUUAUAUUCCUGUCCAGAUUUAAUAUUUUGGUCAGUAUCAGUCUUGUAAGCGAAAAAACAGAAUACUGAUUAGAUGCUGAUUAGAUCUCUUCUGAGUUUGAAGUUGGGCAGAUGAAGUCAUCCAAGUCCAUACUUGUUUGGGUGGACCAAGAGUGCGUAGAGGCAUUUAAAGAAGUUAUUCAUUAAAUGCCUAACCAGCAUUGUCCUUGUGAUUAUACUGAAUAGGAAUGUAUUUAAUACACAGUAUAAUUAACAAUAAAAUGCAGACAAGUUAGGCACAGUGAAUGUCACACUAAUCAUUAAAUACAAGUUAAGUCAU